AUGUCAUACUAUACGCUUGGCGUUGAUCAGCCGCCUAUACAGUCCGAUGAAUACUCGAAACAUCUGUCGACCCAUGGCUUCCAUCCAUUGGUCUCCACAUCCAUGACAGCUUUGGGCAUCGCUGGAAUAGCAAAUCUGUACAUGGACCCUCGCCUAAAGCGUGAAGCCACUCGCUGGUAUUUGGAUGCCAUCAAGAUGACAAACGCCGCCAUAUCGUCCCCUACAGCUGUCACAGCCGAUAGCACCCUCGCAUCCAUUAAUCUGUUGGGCAUGGUUGAAGCGACUUCGAAUGAGAAUAGUUUGCAAGGGUGGAGCAAUCAUGUCGAAGGUGCUGCCUCUCUCAUCAAGAUGCGAGGCAUGGACCAGUUUUCAACCCCAGCUGGGCAGCGCAUGUACCUCCAUACUGUUGGCCUUCUUACCAUGAACUGCAUGGGAAAGGGCAUGCCCCUUCCCAAAUUUGUUCACGACCUCAAUACUGAAGUCAUAAAGCACUUGGACACCAAUGACCCUAGAAACCGCUUCUUCUUUCUCCACAUCAAAACCAUUGACCUUCGAGCACGCAUAUUGAACCAGCAAACCCACUCACUACCCGAAAUCAUAGAGUCAGCGCUUGAGCUCGAUAACAUUGCAGCCAAUAUCUUCAAAGACUCAGGACCAGAAUGGGACUACGAUAUUGUCCUAUGCGAGAAGCGACCCGAGAUCUUCGACCACUUCUACCAUGUCUACUACACGGCGAUAGCUGCUCAGACAUGGAACUGGGUGCGCUACAACAGAAUAUACUUUCAUGACAUUAUCCGAAAUUGUAUACUAGCCGGCUUCGCGUCUACACCACCAGCCCUCGUCGGAUCAAAGUACCACGAACAACUAGAAACAAGCGUCCGUACCUUGUACAGUUUACAAUCAGAUAUUCUAGCUGGUAUGCCGCAAUUCCUCCAUGACGUACCUAGCGAAGUACCAAGCGAAGUGUCAGAUGACACCAGCAACAAGUCAACACCAACGUCUGUCGGCGAUGAACUCAGCGCAUCACCCGCAACCGCAGCUUCCCCCAAAACCCCCCCAAACUCACCUGCAGAGUUCCAGACCGCUCUCAAGACCCUCGAUCAAAAUUUCAAGGGUAUGCCAUCAGGCGUCGUCAAAGCCCUCAUCGGCACCGGCUCAGUCAAAGACCGUCUCCCCAUCGUCCGCGUAGCAGGCGGCUACUCAACCGUAUGGGCACUCUAUGUUGCCGGUUCCAUGCCCAUCGCCUCGCCCUCGAGCCAAGACUUUGUCGCAAAAUGCAUGGUGCGCAUCCAAAAAGAAUUCGGCAUCAACCAAGCACAAGUCCUCGGCAAAGCACUCAAGUACAAGCGCUACCUCGCGUCACAGGGCGCCAUCCCGUUUCGUAUCUGUCCGCAGUACCUCCCGCCGGAUUCGGAGCCGUAUGGUAGACCGAAGACGGGUGUGUGA
Messenger RNA from Bipolaris oryzae ATCC 44560, 1446 nucleotides. RefSeq lists its product as uncharacterized. The transcript is spliced from 2 exons. The record is from RefSeq and is a predicted model, not a curated record. Lineage: Eukaryota; Fungi; Ascomycota; Dothideomycetes; Pleosporales; Pleosporaceae. Bases 1 to 1446 code for a protein of 481 amino acids.